Molecule: messenger RNA, 4876 nt
Organism: Dermacentor albipictus
Lineage: Eukaryota; Metazoa; Arthropoda; Arachnida; Ixodida; Ixodidae
Gene: Cog8
Product: conserved oligomeric Golgi complex subunit 8
Biological process (GO): intra-Golgi vesicle-mediated transport
Cellular component (GO): COG complex
Source: RefSeq, a predicted model, not a curated record
AAGGAACUGGUGAACAAAAGUAUGUAUGCAUACUGUUAAUAACUACACACAGUAAUCUUCAACAACAGAUUUAAUUACAGAAGCAUUGAAAAUGGUGACUACGGAGGUGGCAAACAUUUUUAUUCAUUGGCGAACUUCAGGAUAAAUGAGUAAAAAAAACUGCUGUGGGAAAUGGGACAUCAACUUUCUGGCUUUGAUCAGUACGAGAUGACCCAUACCUUAGUUCAUUUUUCCUUUGUGGACAUUAAAAACUUGAACAAUGAAAAAAUAUAUUUUUUUGCUUGUAGAAAAUUUGUUGGGCAUUGAAGUGUGUGAAACAUAGUAUUGAAUGCCGGAUGCAGUAGUGGGCUAGCUGUGUUGACGAGGGCCACUCCAUAAGUGUAUUGUGAGGUGAGCAUAACUAAGAAGCAAAGACCAUGAGGCAUAAAGGUUUUAAGAGGUGGAAUUUUUCAUGCCAAUAGCCACGUCAGGUAGGUGAGGCAGCUGCGAAAACUGAGGGGAAAGCUGAAUAGGCACCACAAAGGACAGCGAACAGAGUUCUAAGGCUGACAGGACUUCUUCCAUGGCUAGGUUACUCCGACAGCAAUUGUAACCCACUUCAUAAACUAAACUAGUACCGACAAUGCACUUAUAUUUUGAGCAAGACAUUGUGGCCUGUGAAAAUGCUAGAAAAACACGAACUCUCGGAGCUUACAAAUCUUUAUUCACACACAUUUCGGGCAUGCAGCAAUCAUAAAUAAUAGCGCCCACUGCUUCUUCUCUGCUUCGGCGCUUGCUUACAUAUUAACGUGCAAUAUGGCUAUGUGGCAUGACCUGUUAAGGUGUCUGUUUAGAUUGGCAGAGUAAUAUGAAGUUGUUUUUUCAUAUAUUACUGCUAGAAAAGGGUAUUGUCCAAUUUAAGAACAUAAUUUAUUUGUUCCAGUACCUUCACUGCUUUACAGAAGGAAGUGGUGAACAAAAGUACCUAUGCAUACUGUUAAUAACUACACACACUUAUCUUCCACGGCUAGGUUACUCGGACAGCAAUUGUAAUCCACUUCUUGAUUAACUAAACUAGUACCGACAAUGCACUUAUAUUUUGAACAAACAUUGUGCCUUGCGUGACCUGUGAAAAUGCUAGAAGGACAAAGAAACUCGCAGAGCUUACAAGUCGUUAAUCACACACAUUUCGGGCAUGCAGCAAUCAGAACUACAGCACCCACUGCUUCUCUUUCUCUGCUUCGGCACUUGCUUACAUAUUAACGUGCAAUAUGGCUACGUGGCAUGAUCUGUUAACAAAUGUGUUGUCUGUUUAGAUAGUCUGAUCUUCCCGUGUUUUUUUUAGCAUUUUCACAGGUCACACAAGGCACAACGUCCUGUUCAAAUGUGUAAGCCACAGUAACUAUGGCCAUAGCCUUUUAGGUAACAUUAUCUACGUAUCCCAACUAAAGGUCCCAGCCGAAACACAUACACUUACAUGGUCCCAAACUCGUUACUUCAAUCCUAAAAUUGGUGUUUGUCAGAUAAUUCAAACUUGACUGGUCAGCAUGCACUUACCUGACCCCUUUAGCGACGUCUUUCUUGCAGAAGCUUAGGGUACUACAGUCAAUGUGUUGAACACACGUAAUUUUCCACUGGAAAUGAAUAACGAUUUGUAAGCUCUGCGAGUUUGUGUUUUUCUAGCAUUUUCACAGGUCACACAAGGCACAACGUCCUGUUCAAAUAUGCAAGUCACAGUAACUAUGGUCAUAGCCUUUUAGGUCACAUUAUCUACGUAUCCACUUCUCGUGCUCGAUGACUGAACCGAAACUGAAGUGUGACAAGGCACUUGCACUGCUUGAUGGACUGAAGACCAGUAGGGCAUUUGUACUUGUACCGCUCGAUGAACUUGAAUCUUGCAAGGGGUGGUGGUCUCACACGAGCGGCUUUUUGAAAGCGAUGACUCUUCACCAAGCCCCGCCCCUUGCUGUUCGUUGUCAUUUGGAAGCAUCUUGUUGAAACACAAUUCUGCUGGCACGUGCUCAAGAGCUCGGCGUUUUCGUGCUGGAGCACGAUCCAAAGCAUUGCCCUCACGUUUUUGCAAGUACGAAGGCUUCUGGUUAAAAACGCUAGGAACCACACCUUUAUUCAGUUUUCGUGUCUUGCAUCCUUCUUUGAAAUCAGACGCAACGAAGUGACGACUGCAGACAGUGGAGUAACAGGACGUGAAAUUGGGAGUCCAAUUAUCUCUUGCUAUGACUUUUAGCCACUUCUGUCGAAGUUCUGCAUCACACGGAAUUUCAUGAAAUGAAAUGCCCGGGAUUUUUCUCUUACUGUACGAUUUGCAGCGAGGUACACAGCAAUAAGCCAUACCGCUGGGUUUCAGGUCGUACAGUGCUCGAAUAAAACCCUUAAAAUAACACAACGCACUUAGAGUGACCGCAAUGUUCCCGCUUCGGCCUGAAGCGUCUCGUUUGCGCUUCUGCAAUUUGUUCUCAGUCCAACGUCAAUACACCGCCGUUUGCUGCACCAGCCAAAGGAAAGCAUUUUCAUCGAAAGCCAGUGAACGAGGCAAACACGUUCUGUUACAAACAUGAGGGGGCCUUGCUAACGUCCACAUCGUCAACUAAAGCCCCUCCAUGACGUUUUCCGCAAUACUGAUCAACGCUGUACGGCUGUACGGCUGUUCCAGCAUAGGUUCCAGCUUUACCAAGGCUAGGGCGGCUAGGGCCAUGGGCCCAUGGCUUUGGUUUCUCUAUGGCUUUGCCGUGGCUUUACCAUGCUUUACAUCCAAGUGCUUUCGUCUUGUGUGUAGGACAUCCAAAUCCAUGACAAGCCAAUCUAUGUGAUGUAGAGUUUAUUCUAUGUUGUAGCUGUCGUGGAGAUGGCAGCAGCCGGAAACGUCGAAGUUGACUUUGGUGAAUCUGAUUACUCCAACAGAGAUCUUUUUUCUAUAAUAGCACCACCUGGUGAAGCUGACGCCUGGAGGGAAAACGCGGACAUAACCUCAUAUGUGCAAGAACUGAGCUCGUACGACGUCCAAAGGCUAACUCAUGAGCCUGAGCGACUGGCUGAAGAGAAAGCACUAGUCUUGGAACAGACACAAAAGUUGGCCUUUGAGAAUUACAAGACAUUCAUUAAGACAGCGCAGUGCUCCAAGGAUAUCUUUAAAGAGUUCAGUGUGGUUGAAGGAAAGCUGGAUGCUCUGCAAGAGAAGCUUCCAGAUUUUGCCAAGAAGUGCCAGCAGUUCAGCCUGCAAUCCCAGCAAAUCACCACAAGAUGGCGCCAGAUGUCCCAGAUGCUGUCCAAGCAUCCACAGCUGUUGGAAGUGUUGGAGCUCUCACAGCUGAUGGAGACGUGUGUUCGCAAUGGCUGCUAUGACGAGGCCUUGGAGCUGGCUGCCUAUGUGCGAAGACUCGAAAAGAAGCAUGCCGCUGCCAUUCCUCUCAUUGCAAGCAUCGGCGCAGAAGUCCGCGAGUCCCAGCAGUUGAUGCUAAGCCAGCUGGUAGGACAGCUGCGCUCCAACAUUCAACUUCCUGCAUGCCUCAAAGUGAUCGGUUACCUGCGGCGCAUGGAUGUCUACUCUGAGGCAGAACUGCGUGUUCGUUUUCUUCAGGCCAGGGGCUCCUGGUUUGAUAGUGUCCUAAACAACAUUCCAACAAAAGAUGCUUACACACAUCUCACGCGUGUGGUGGAGGCCUGCCGGGUACACCUGUUCGACAUUGUGACUCAGUAUCGUGCCAUCUUCUCUGACGAUGACCCCCUGGCCGGUCUAGGAAAGGAUCCCGACGCCCUUGGAGCCACCAUCUUCUACAGUUGGAUAACCAGCCAGGUGAGCCGGUUCCUCGACAUCGUGGAGCGCGACCUGUCUUCAGAGCUGUCGGGUCGGUUAGACUCAGUACUGUCACAGUGCAUGUACUUUGGGCUCUCCUUCAGUCGUGUGGGCGCUGACUUCAGGCCGCUGCUAGCACGCAAGUUCCAGCAGGCCGCUGCCACCCGCUUCCGUUCUUCCAUCAGUCAAGCAACUGAGAGGUUUCGGGAGAUGAUGCACUCCUUCACCUUGACAACCCUGCCAUCAAUGGCACCAGCAGCCAUGCUCAUGUCCACCCUCACGAUGCAGGAAAAUGUGCAGCCACCUUUCUCACUGCUUGAGUUUGAGCCACUGUCCCAGUAUUGCAAUGCAGUCCUUGGAGCCUUCAACGAGCUCCGGCUCUGUGCCUGCCUGUCCCUGGCACGAGAGAUGACAGUUGUGUUGGAUGCGUCUUUGAGAGCUGUCGUCAGCAUUAUUGUUGACUAUCACACCGCAGAGGAACCCACGUUGACGGAGAAAGAGGCAGAGACACUGUCCCGCUUCUGUGCGUCAUUUGCCAAUGAGUUGGUGCCAUUUCUGAAUACUUGUCUCACUCUGCUGUUCCCUGCUGCUGAGAUUGGCAAGCUGUUGGGAGUACCACCUACCUAUGUUGCCAGGCUGGAGAACAUGGGCCAUCUCAAGUGUGACGACAUUGUGCAGCCCAUGAAACACCUUGUGUCGGACUUUGAGGAGGACUUUGCCGUGCCUGCAAGCUCCGAAAUAGACGAAGUGAAUUUCGCAGUUGAAAAUGAAUCAGACGCUGCGUUGACAGCAGAGCUGAAACCUUCUGCCGAAACCCCAGAUGAGGCAGCAGCCUCAGUGGAAGACACAAUACCGGCAAGCAGCAUCGAUAGUAAGGAUGAGGCAGUCACCUCACCUGCUCUCGUGAUUAAUGCUGAGCCCUCUGCUGUUGUGGAUCAUCCUGCUAGCACAGAGAUUAGUGCUGUUUCUGAGCCUUCUGUACAUGAUGCAGUGACAGACAGUGGACAGAGUGAAUGAAUGACUGUGUAAAUAAACAAACAUCAAUGUUGUGCCUUGUAAAUAAAAUGUUUAUUUUCCUGCAGAAUU